AUGAUGUCAGGUUCAGAAGCACCAGCUACAUAGGGAAGAAUACCCUCUGCAAUUGGUGAUCAACCAACCCUUGCAAUGGAUAUGAGAUUGCUCCAAGUAAGAAUUACUUCAACUAAGCAUGGAUCAAUUACCUAAGUUCAGGUUAUUGACGUUCCUGCUCAACUGACGAUUUAAUUGACCCAGCUCCAGCUACAUCUUUUACUCACCUUGAUGUAACAACUGUAUUAAGUAGACAAAUAGCUGAUUGGUAUUUAUCCAGCAAUGGAUCUGUUUGAUAGUAAUUCUCAAAUUCUUUAUCCAAUGAUUGUUGUAGAUAAACAUUAUAAAGUUGCUAGAAAUGUUUAAAGGUUAAAAAACGUAUAAGUUUAGGUAUGGAUGAACUUUUAGAAGAGGAUAAGAAGGUUUUGAGUAAACAUUCUUCUUAGCAUGGACGUUAUCUGUUCUCUAUUCUUGUUCUAGAUUCUUCAGUUUUUUCUUCUUUUAGUAAUUUAAAACAAGAUCGCCCUAAGAGAAGUUUUGGCGCUUCAAAUGCAGGUAAAUUUGAAAAUUAAUAUUACUUUCGCUAAGUAAGUUUAUAAAUUAACUAAGUUGCUUAUCAGAGAACAUUUGCUUAGUGGCUUGAAAUAAUGGUGUAUUAUGCAUUAAGGUAUAAUCUUUAUUUUCAUUAAAGUAACAUUCCAAAAAGAUCUUUUUGA
Paramecium sonneborni is the source of this 695-nucleotide messenger RNA. The record is from the annotation of a GenBank genome assembly. Lineage: Eukaryota; Ciliophora; Oligohymenophorea; Peniculida; Parameciidae.